Messenger RNA from Symbiodinium sp. CCMP2456, 1242 nucleotides. The record is from the annotation of a GenBank genome assembly. Lineage: Eukaryota; Dinophyceae; Suessiales; Symbiodiniaceae.
AUGGAGGGCCUCCUGGCAGCAGUGUGCAGGAAACGCAAACACCCCUCGGGCAGCGAGGAUGCUCCAAGCAACAGGCGUCGGCAGGAUCUCGCUAAGACUGCCAUCGAGACCUCGCCUUUUGUACGUCUAAAUGUCGGGGGCAAGGAAUAUGUGACAUCUCGUAGCACUCUUCGAAGAGGAGACUCCGGCAUGCUGGCGAAGAUGUUUGAGAGCAAUCUGCCUUCCGCCACCAUCGGUGGGGCUUAUUUUAUUGACCGUGAUGGGGAUCUCUUUCGCUUCGUCCUCUCCUACUUGCGAGAUGGAGCCGUGGAGCUGCCAGGCUCCUUCCAGGAAUUGCGCCGCUUGGAAAGGGAAGCCAACUUCUUCAUGCUUCCGGGCAUGCUGCAGCUGAUUCGCUCCAAAAUGUCAGAGGUGCACCUGGAGGUGAGGCUUUUUGCAGAGCCCUUUGGUUGCACCGCGGAGCAGUGUAAUUGCGGAUGUGGGGAUGAUAGAAUUGCGCAUCCCGACGCAUUCAGCUAUGAGGAGCUGGAAACAAUGGAUUUGGGUAGGGAUGAGUAUCGAGAUCACCCCGGGCAACAAAAGAGACCGGAAUUCAAGUCUCCAUUUGCAGUCGAGCAUGUUUGCCUGCAUGCUGUCGUGCCUCGAGAAUCCACUGACCGGUACGUGCGUGUAGAAACACUUGCUUCACCUGAGCCGAACUGCGGUGGUGACUAUUUCUUACAGGGUUCCCUCAAUGAGCGACCUUUAUACAAGAACGAGGCAGGGGCCGUGAUGUUGUGGAGUGAUGGCUGCUGGAGAAUCAACGCUGAUGGGAGCGCCGGGUCCUGGCUCUUGUCUCCGUUGCAGGAUUCUGACUCAGAGAAGCCCCCAACAGGCCUAUGGUGGGGCCCAGGGGCAGGAAUGUGUUCCGUGGAUGGCGAAGAAGUGCGACACGUGGAAGGGUGCAGCUUGAUGCAGGCACUACAGGCUGUGAGGCAAGGAUUGGUGGAAAGAGAAGGUGUUCGCAUGUCUGUCGACGACAUCGAUGAGAUUCUGAAAUCGCUGAAAAAAGUCUUUUCGGACUUUGUUCGGCAAUCCGAGCUUUCCAGCAGGAUUCUGCAUGCACCGGCAGGAAAGUACGAUGUUGGAGACGCUUACGACAAAAAAGAUCAAUUCAAGCAUUUUGCAACAUGCGUGAAGAUCGAGUGCCGAGCACUGCACUCCUCGCGGUGCACAAGCCCAGCUUCUUCCUCGCCCAGAUGA